This is a messenger RNA of Homarus americanus (American lobster), 1307 nucleotides long. RefSeq names its product KRR1 small subunit processome component homolog (gene dbe). Gene Ontology annotation, molecular function: RNA binding. The transcript has 6 exons. NCBI's taxonomy places the organism in Eukaryota, Metazoa, Arthropoda, Malacostraca, Decapoda, Nephropidae. The record is from RefSeq and is a predicted model, not a curated record. Gene Ontology annotation, cellular component: nucleolus; small-subunit processome. The coding region runs from base 129 to 1142 and encodes 337 amino acids.
CUAUCACAACAUUAACACCCAUGUGGAGGAGAAGGGACCAUCUGUUGUCUAUAAACGUGUAUUAACAACAGAAACAGAGACUUUUCUUAUAUUAUUAAGAAAAUAAAGGUGAAGUUCUAAUCAGCAAAAUGUCAGAUCAUGACGAUGAAAAAGAAGAAUUGCCCAAAGGACCAGUGGAAAAUGCCUGGUCCAUAAAAAUUCCUGAUUUUAAAAAAGGUGAAAUGAAGAGCCAUCUGCUGGAGGAAAGUUCAUUUUCUGUUCUCUUUCCAAAAUACCGCGAGAAAUACCUUAAGGAGUGUUGGCCUGUACUGCAAAAAACAAUGACAGAGUAUGGAAUCAAAGCUGAAUUGGAUCUCAUAGAAGGACGAAUGACAGUUUUGACAACAAGGAAGACUUGGGAUCCAUAUGCUAUUAUAAAAGCUCGGGACAUCAUUGUACUGUUGGGAAGAUCAGUUCCUGUUGAGCAGGCUGUCAAGGUUCUUAAUGAUGGUGUUACACAUGAGGUUGUCAAGAUCCGCAACAUGGUCCGUAACAAAGACAGAUUUGUGAAGCGGAGACAAAGAUUAAUUGGUGCAAAUGGCACUACUCUGAAGGCUCUUGAACUGCUUACAAACUGCUAUGUGCUGAUUCAGGGUGCAACUGUUGCUGCCAUUGGACCUCACAAAGGAGUUCUGCAGGUUAUACGUGUAGUGACUGACACUAUGAAAAACAUCCAUCCUGUGUAUCUGCUGAAGGCUCUCAUGAUCAAGAGACAGUUAAUGCAAGACCAAAAUACUAAGGAUGGAGAUUGGUCAAGAUUCAUACCCAACUUUACAGCCAAAAACGUUCAGAGGAAGAAACCAAAGGUGAAGAAGAUUAAGAAGCCCUAUACUCCAUUCCCACCUGCUCCAACAGAGAGGAAGAUUGACAAACAAAUGGCAGAGGGCAAGUUCUUUAUUGACCAAGAAGAAAAGAAAGUAUCUAAGAGAAAGAGACCCACAGAAGAAAAGAAGAAAGAGAAUGCUGAUAAACAGAAGGAAAAGCGAGCUAAAGCAUUUGUGGCGCCUGAGGAACCAAAGUACAAGCCAAACACACCCAACCUAAAUUCCGAAGUUGACAUUAAUUCACUAAAAAAGAAAUUGAAGAAGAGAAAGAACAACUGAUCUGGAAAUGCCUCUUGGAUUUAACAGUUAUGUAUUGUUAGCAAGAGUGUUAUCAUAUGUUGUCAUGCCCCUUUCCUUCCAUUUCAUCAUUUUGCAAAGUAUUUGUUGUAUAAGUUUGCCUUCUGUCUUGUAGAGAAGAUGUAAUAAAUAAUUUGAUAUUUAAAA